Molecule: messenger RNA, 2867 nt
Organism: Andrographis paniculata
Lineage: Eukaryota; Viridiplantae; Streptophyta; Magnoliopsida; Lamiales; Acanthaceae
Exons: 2
Coding region: 1191-2471 (426 amino acids)
Cellular component (GO): nucleus
Molecular function (GO): transcription cis-regulatory region binding
Source: RefSeq, a predicted model, not a curated record
UAUGAAUUAAGAGUGGCGGUGGGUGGAUCGUGAUGGGCUGGGCUAUAUAUGUCAAUUAUGUUCUGUUCUGGUGGUACUGGUGGUGGUGGUGCAAAAGACGAAUACAGACACUUUAACGAAUGAAUGAAUGGCCAAGGAGGAGGAGGUGGUGGCGUGCUGCGCUGCCUGCGCCACUCACACAGAUGGCGUGUUGAAAGUAAGUUUGGUUGAAAAAACACAUUAUAAAUAAUAGUACUACAUAAUACAUGCUGCUACCGCUCAUUGUUUAGUUAGGUUAACAUUAUUAAAUUAUACUUCUUUCUGACAUAUAUUGUUGAUUAAAAUGAAAUGAAUUUACGCACUACUCCCUCCCUAUUUAAUGAUAUGAUAGCACUAUUUUUUAAAACUUAACGUUAUAGAAGUAGUAGUACAUAAUAAUAUUAAUAAUAGUAACAAUAAUCUUAUGGAUUAACCGCGGAGAGCGGUGGCGGUAGACUGACUGGCAGCAGCAGUAGAGGUGAGGUGGGGUGGGGUUCACUCACUCACCGCAGCAGCAGACAGCGGCACCAGCACCAGUUGCUUGCUUGCGUAUGGAGGGGAGGCUAGAGUAGGGUAGGGUAGGAUAGGAGAUAGGGGCGGGUAGCAUCAUCGCCAUCACCACCACCCACCUUCUCUCUCUCCACCACUCCUACUACAGCUGCUAUGCUGCCGCUGAAUCUUCAAUGCGUCCACUACGCCUUCACCUCCACUUCCACCCACCACACCUCGCCCCACCCCACCCCACCCCACCGCCCAUAUUUCCUGCUGCAAUCUUAUCGUAUGGAGUAUAUCAUGCCAACCACCACCACACCCACCCUACUACCUCCCCCUCGCUGCUCCCCAUCUAUCAUGCGCCGUAUGACCUCUGCGCCCCCGCCCCCACCCCCACGCCUCCCCUAUCUAUCAAUAAUGCUUCUUCCCCUUUCCCUCUCUCUCUCUCUCUCUCCAUUUUGCACCACCGCCGAUGAAUUGAUUACCUACCGCUACCACUAGCACAGUACCACCACCUGCUGCUGCUGCUGCACCCGGUGGAUUUUAAACUCACUCCGAUCUCGUCGUCUUUCCCUAGUCCUACCUCUGCUGCUUCUUAUUUUGAUUGUUUUUGCCCUCGGUUCUGGCGUCGAUCCAAACUUCUCUAGCUUCCGGCGCCGCCGUCCUUUCCUUCCUUCCUUAUGUCGUCCCUUCCUACGGCCGAUGCCGAUGACGCCGUUGCCGUUGCCGUCGCCGACACCGUGGGGAAAGCUCCGCGGCGGAGAUUUCCACCCCCGUGCUGGACGCAAGAGGAGACCUUAGCUCUCAUCGACGCAUACCGCCAGCGUUGGUACUCCCUCCGCCGUGGUUACCUCCGCACGCCAGAUUGGGACGCUGUAGCCGCCGCAGUUGCUAACUGCUGCCCCGCCGCCUCCCCUGCCAAAACCUCCGCUCAGUGCCGCCACAAGAUGGAGAAACUCCGCCAGAGAUACCGAGCUGAGAAGCAGCGCGCUCUCUCCUUCCCUGCCCCUGCCCCUGCCGUCGGUCGUUACUUCUCCUCCUGGUUUUUCUUCGAGAAUAUGGAAGCCAUGGAGAACGGAACCACGCACGUCCUAAACCACCCCGACGAUGAUGGAUCUCGUUUGCAAUCCUUCCUCGACCAGAAUAUACUCAAAUUGAAGGUCAAGCAAGGUUACGGCGCCGAUGCGAUUCCAGAUUCAGGAUUUAACGGCCACAGCUUUGUCAAAUCUAAUAAGAGAUUCAAUUCUGCGACUGCGACUGCGACCCAUCUUCCGGGUGAAUACUCGCUGUACGUAAACAAGGAAGAAGAAGAACCACCUCUGGUGAAUGGGAUUCCACAACCUCAAUUGAAGCCCAAGCCCAAGCCCAAAAUAAUUGGCAACAAAAUCGUGAGGAGCCUGGAUGAAGUCGGAGCCGGGAUUCAUCAGGCGCCUGAAAUGCUCCCUCCACGUCUAACGGUGAACAACUUUGAGAAAUUCAAUCCCAUCGACAGUAGGGUGAAUCCAAACCAUGAGUAUUGGGUCAGGUUCCCGACCGCCAACAGCGACAGAACAAAAUUGCGAUCCAACUUGUGGGCGGGGGCGGGGGGGAUGAGCAACCCUACUAGUGUUGCGGAUUCAGCAGGGUUGAAGAAGAGGGGUAGGGAUGAUGGCGUGGAAGAGAUGGUUGCGUCGAUCAAAAUGCUGGGAGAAGGGUUCGUGAAGGUGGAGAAAGCAAAGAUGGAAAUGGCGAGGGAAAUGGAGGUGGUGAGGAUGGAGAUGGAGAUGAAGCGAAACCAAAUGCUGUUGGAAUCCCAGAAACAAAUUGUGGACGCAUUUCUCAAGGGAUUGAUGGAGAUGAGGAAGAUGGACCACCACAAGGCCAAGAAAGUAGUCAACACUGCUGCUGCUGCCGCCGCCACAGAUGAUUCUUCUUCGCCUCCUCCUCCUCCUCCUCGCCCCGCCCACAGUUCUUCAAUUUAAUGAAGAGAUGAGACGUACAGAGAACUUGGUGGAAGAAGAAAAAAUUCGAGUUUGAAAGAGAUUGGAGAAGCUUUGGCGCAGACGAACAGAGAUAUUGGUGGAAGAAGAGGAAGAGACGGUGACGCGGAAUAAAGAAAAGAAAAAAGAGAAAGAAAAGAAGAAAGAAAAAGAAAAUUUUGGUCCGUCGUCCAGGAAAAAGCCAUUGUAUAUGUUUAAUUUAUACGACGUCCUCUGAAACAAAGGAAGUCACUCUUUAUUUGGGUUGCUGCAAUUGCUCUAAUACAGCAGGAUCACUGCACUGCUGAGUUGUCUGUACACUGCAAUCCUAACCAUCCUCUUAUUUACCUCUUUUUAGGAGGUGUAGACUCUUAAAAUUAAUUAAGGUGUAUUCGAUAA